This is a messenger RNA of Thalassophryne amazonica, 9191 nucleotides long. RefSeq names its product nuclear factor 1 B-type-like. The transcript has 13 exons. Lineage: Eukaryota; Metazoa; Chordata; Actinopteri; Batrachoidiformes; Batrachoididae. Gene Ontology annotation, molecular function: RNA polymerase II cis-regulatory region sequence-specific DNA binding; DNA-binding transcription factor activity, RNA polymerase II-specific. The record is from RefSeq and is a predicted model, not a curated record. Gene Ontology annotation, biological process: regulation of transcription by RNA polymerase II. Bases 385 to 2130 code for a protein of 581 amino acids. Gene Ontology annotation, cellular component: nucleus.
AGGGAAAAGGGGGAGAAAAAAAGUUGUCUGAUUUGCUGGAAUAGCGCAGGAGCGAAGGUGCACCGGUGGCUUUCAUAUGCGGUUAAAGCGAGGGGUGAGCGUCGCGCGCCCUGCGCCAUCUGAAGCUUUUCGAAGCUGUGCGCAGUGAGAGAAGUACGCAAAGAGCCCUGCGCUCGUGCAAACUUUCCUUUUCCCCUUCUUUCAAACAAAAGCGCAUCCCUGCAUUGGUUCACACUUUUGGUUCGCCGCGAUCGAUGGAUGUUUUUGGAUGAUCUUCAUUUUUUACGCGGAUAGCUGCUGCUCGCGUGGUGCGCAUCGCCCCAGGAAUGGCGCGAUAAAGUGACCACAGGAAUCGAACAAACUUGCAGUCACCUCGCUCUCGACAUGUAUUCUCCAAUUUGUCUCACUCAGGAUGAGUUUCAUCCCUUUAUCGAGGCACUUCUUCCUCACGUCCGUGCCAUCGCCUACACGUGGUUCAACCUCCAGGCCAGGAAACGCAAGUACUUCAAGAAGCACGAGAAGCGGAUGUCCAAGGACGAAGAGCGUGCGGUGAAGGACGAGCUGCUUAGCGAGAAGCCCGAGGUAAAGCAGAAGUGGGCCUCCAGGCUGCUGGCCAAGCUCCGGAAGGACAUUCGGCAGGAGUACCGGGAGGACUUUGUCCUCAGUGUGACGGGGAAGAAGCACCCGUGCUGUGUGCUGUCCAACCCGGACCAGAAGGGAAAGAUCCGCCGGAUCGACUGUUUGCGGCAGGCUGACAAAGUUUGGCGCCUGGACCUGGUGAUGGUCAUCCUUUUCAAAGGCAUCCCUCUGGAAAGUACGGACGGCGAGCGCCUCGUCAAGUCUCCGCAUUGCACCAACCCAGCACUUUGUGUCCAGCCGCACCACAUAACCGUAUCGGUCAAGGAGCUGGACUUGUUUCUAGCGUACUACGUCCAGGACCAAGGUCAAGACGCAGCCCACAGCCCUGUCAUCAGCCAGGAGAUUGAUCGUACAAGAGACUCACAGCAGUCCGGAAGUCCCAGUAACAAUGAGCCAGGCAAGAAUCCUCUUCCAGUGUACUUGGAAGACAGCUUCGUCAAAUCAGGGGUUUUCAGUGUUGCAGAGCUGGUGCGAGUUUCCAGAAUGCCCAUCACCCACGGAGCAGCAGUGAACUUCUCCAUGGCCGACAUGCCCAGCCAACCCUACUAUCAUGACCUGAACUCCAGCGUGGGGCUACAUCGCUCCCUAUCCUCACCUCCUGGCAGCAAAAGGCCCAAAACAGUCAACAUGGAGGAGAACAUGGACACCAGCCCCACUGGACCGGACUUCUACUCCUCACCCAGCUCACCAGCCAGCAGUCGGGCAAACUGGCACGACAGAGAAGGAGCAGACAUGUCCUCUCCUACCAUGAAGAAACCAGAGAAGCCGCUCUUCAGCCCCACCUCACCGCAGGACUCCUCACCACGACUCAGCACUUUCCCUCAGCCUCACCACCCAGGCCUAACGGGCGUCGGACACAGUGUUAUAUCGACGAGGAGCCCCCCUCCACAUUCGCCUCUGCAGUUCUCUGCGUCAGCCAUUUUGCCGCCAGCGCCAUCACCCUACUUCUCCCACACCACCAUCCGCUACCCGCCCCACCUCAACCCCGCUGAUCCCCUCAAGAGCUACGUGCCGUCAUACGACCCGUCCAGCCCACAGAGCAGCCAGCCUAACAGCAGUGGUCAGGUGGUCGGAAAGGUCCCAGGACACUUUACCCCAGUCCUAGCUCCAUCCCCCCACCACGGUGCGGUGCGUCCGGUCUCGCUCUCAAUGCCCGACACCAAGCCUAUCACCACAUCCACAGAAGGCUACUCAUCUCCUGGCACCCCGACAGCGAACCGUUUCGUCGGCCUGAGCCCGAGAGAUCCUGCCUUCCUCCACCAGCAACAGCUGAGGAAGUGUGACUGGAGCGUGACUCAAAACGGCAGGCAUUAUGGCCCCAGUGCCACUGACGACACUUUGGGGAUUACUUGGCAAAGUCCUGGUACCUGGGCGAGCUUAGUUCCAUUCCAAGUGUCGAACGGGACUCCGAUUCUGCCAACAAAUGUCCACCAGAACUACAGCAUAAACAUCAUUGGUGAACCCUUGGUCCCAGCCGAGUCCGGGAACUGAGGUCAGACAGGCCGGAUGACUCCCACCUCCUCCUGGUGUGGACGGGCGGGGGAUGCAGAGCGAGCACUUACACGCGUCCACAGCCAUGGAUGAAACCAGCAAGCAGCACGAGCUGCGCAAUCUCCACUCUCCUCCCCCCUUCCCCACCCCCAUCCCGACCCACGCCCCUCCUCGUGAUGGACACUGGCUGUGAAAGACGAGGCCUGGUUCCAAGGAGAGCCUUCAGGUCUGCUGUCACAACUCUCCAGCCCACACGUCCACCACCCACCAGUCAGUUGUUGUGUUUGCAGAACUGUUCAAUCCAUUCAAAUACUGUGAUGUAUAGAUGCCUUAAUGUUUUAUUGCAUGACACUCUAGUCUGUUAGCGGCAAUUCCUACUAUUUUUCCAUGUUGGGGAAGAUGUAAAUUCUUUAUUUACACACACACUCACACACACACAGACACAAAGGUGAUGGGGUCUGUGCAUCGGCAACGGCUGCCUGGUGGAUGGCUCCGAGACUCAAUGAACGCCUCUUAAAAAGAGGCGGAACCCCGUCAAACGAUUCACUGUGUACACCAUAGGAACAAACGAAUAAUAAUUGUGAAUUCAGAGUGUUUCUUCUUCUUCUGCCAUUUGAUUUCAGUUGACUGUGAUACAACUCUGUUCAGCAAAUGUGUUGACUUGUUAAUUCUUUUUCCUGCUACUUACCUUCAAGAGUAAUGUCAACAGAGUUGAGAACUCUCGAUGCGGUUUUCAAAAAACACUAAAUGUUCGACCAGAGAUUGGACCACAUUCAAGGAUUUGCGUCUCCUUUCCAAAAGGAUGGAAAAGAAAAAUCUCGAUAGAGGCAAGUGCAAUUAAAUUGUUGAAGGGAAGCUAUCAGUCUGUAAGCCCUAGGACUCUAAAGGAAGGGGGAUAAAUAUUAAAUGGUUUUAUGGGUAGAUGUAAGAUGAAUUUAAUUUCAGUCACAUAUCAGUUUACUAAUCGGAGAAAAACAUCAUGUGAUAGGCAGUUGAAGGCAAGCACUACCUGUGCAGCGUGGAGCAAAACCAGCACUUACUUGAGUCCUUCCCAUCAAUAUGGGGAGGGUUUUUCUUUUUUUCUUUUUAAUUUAUUGUGAGGAUAAAAAUAAUUGAACAUAAAUCGAGAUGAAGACACACAUAGUGUGUAAAAAAUCACAUUUGGUUUUGUUUUUUUUUUUUGGUGUUUUGUUUUUUGACGAGCAGUUGGCUAUCGGCUUCUAAAGCUUAUGUUUACGCGACAAAAAAAAAAAAAAAGGAAUGCAAAGUAUUAACAUACAAUUCAUGCAAACGUGCAGUCGGAUUUUGUGUAAAGCUACAGGUUGUGCAAGGUUCUCGACAGCGGAAGAGGCUGAAAACUGAAAUUAUGAAUCCAAGUGGUGGCAGUCCCUGAAAUCUAGAAUUGUGCAUGGCAUGUUCACAGCCAUUGCCUCCCCAGCCCAGACAUAUUUAUAUGAGGAAAAUCUCUCCAGUACUCUUAAUUUGCACGAUGGCAUAUAGUCCACAUUACGUGCCUUGCCUUUGAAUAUAGAGACAUCACUACAAUUGUUUUUUGCUGCAUUUAUCAUUAUAGGAAAACAGUAACAUUUUUAUGAUAAGAAUUGUUUUUGUACUCUGAAUGAAAUUGUUGAUUUUAACUUCAUGUACUACUUUAUCUCGCAGUUACGUUGCAUAUCAAGGCUGUGUAUAGUCGCUGUUUUAAAGUUUGUAAUCAACCAGCAGUUUGGUUUUUUUUCCCCUCCUCAGUAUUUUGGUGCCCCCCCCCUUACAAUUAACCUAUCUUUUUUUUAAUCCUUAUUUUCAAGCUCACUUUGUUCAUCUUCCAGUUACUAUUGCGGAUGGUGGAAUCCAGAAUUAUGAAAAUUAUGCAAUACCAAGUUUUGCCUACGUAGGUAGUGCUUAUAGAUGCGUCAGUUAUUAGAGGCUAGUUUGGAGAUAGACAAUAUUGUAAUGCAUUUAUUUUGUUGAUGUUUGUUGUUGUUGAUGUUGUUGUUGUUGUGGGUGUUUCCCUUUUUUAUUGACCAAAGUUGGGGACUGCUUUCUAUGCAGUGUAAGACAAGGUCCUUUUUAUUUUAUUUUAAUUCCCCCCCCCCCAAAAAAAAAGCAUAUAGGCCCACUGACGGUGAAACAAGUUCCAGUGUAGAUUGAUUUUUGGAAGGGUUUGUUUUUCUCCUUUCUAACUUGUAAAAAUUCACCCUUGGUCUUUCUCCGGCUGCAAAGUCACUGAUUGUUUGCUGUAAUGAAAAUAAUCUAACUUUAACUUUCCACCUGGGGUGCUAGCAUACGCGAUGUUGAUUGAGCUCAUUUUCACUGGAGAGACGGCUUGACUUGAGUAUGACAAUCAUUUUAAUAAAUGAUUUUUGCUUAGAUUCCCAGCCUGACUUUGAUCCAGAGGGGCUGGUCACACAACAAAUUUGCAAUGUACAUUUCUUCUAAGCGUUCUUGUAAACAGCUAGCAUACAGAUAGCUGUAAAUAACUAUGUGUGCGUAAAUAUAUUGAAAAUAACAUUGACAAAGUUUGUAAACCAUGUCUGUUUUGUGGCAUAAUUUAAUAAAUAUAUUGGCAGAAUAUAUUAAUUGCACAACCAAAAUGAUUUUGUUCAACAAAGUAAUUUGACGAGCUAAACACAUGCUAGUUAGCUAAGCUAGCUGGAUGGUGACUUUUAACAGGGAAGGGUUCAUUAACAGGCUAUGAAUCAGCUAAUAUGUUGUCAUUGUUGAGCAAAUUAUCCAAAAAUAGUUUUUGUUACAAAUACAAGGUUUAAACACAAGUCAUUCGUUCAUGUCCUAUUGUUGACUGAGAAAUGUAUUCAAUACAUUAAUCAAAAUUUCAGGAGCUACCUGGAUGCUAGCUAGAAUACUUGGUUCAGUGUUGGCCUUAGCAGAGUUUAGCUCAUUGUUGGGUAUCCUAUCAGAAAUAUUUGAAAUCACAAAUACAAGGUUUAAAAUUAAGUUGGUGGGUACCUGCUGAACAUUAUGCAAUAAACACAUAUGUAUUAAUCAAAUUGGCAGUUAUUCAGCAACCUCAUUUUGUGGGCUAGCUCCAUCCUAGCUAACCUAGCUGGCUGGAUUGGAAAUUUAGCAGGCUUGUUGAACAAGUCAUACCUAGCAUCACAAGUGCAAGGUUUAAAAUCAAGUCACUGGGUAGCAUACUAACAUUGUGCAAUAAACACAUUAAUAGAAUUGAGUCACAUUAUGUGUUACUUAACAGACUCAUUUUGUGAGCUAGCUGUAUCCUAGCUUGCCUAGUUAGCUAGCUAGGAAAUCUAUGAGGCUGUAAUUGUUUAAGGUAUUGCCAUUGUUGAUCAAACCAUACAGACAAGUCAAUCAGUUAUUGUGUAGCGGCCAAGUGGUUAGUGUGCUUGGUUUCAGUGCAGAAGGUUCAUGGUUCAAGCCCCACCCCGCCACAUUUUUCCAAGUAACGAGAAGUUGUGUUUGGAAGGGCACCCGGCAUAAAUCAACAUGUAGAUCCACCUUGGAUCUGCUGUGGCAACCCCAAGUGAAAACAAGUGAACAGCCGAAGGGGACUUACAUUGUGUCGUAGCCUAACAUUAUGCAAUAAACACAUAAUUACAGAAUCAGUCAAUUGCAUUACCAAUUGCUCAUUUUGUGAGAUAGCUGGAUACGCUAGUUAGCAUGUGAGCAAUCUUUGCUGCUGCCCAGGUAAUAAUUUAUUUGUAAUGUCCACCAUCAUAUUACAGCUGAAUGCAAGCUAUAUUAAUCUAUUUUUGGAAGAGUUUAUCACCAAGUAGAAGCAGUUUUUUUUAAUUGGUUUAUGUCUCAGCUAGCUUUCAUUUGGGGAACAUCUAUUGCCUCAAAUGUCAACAGUAUCAAGAGAUUUCAUUUGUUUGGCAGUCGACAUGAGUGAGUCUGCAUAAAACCAGCAUUUGUAUAGUUCCUUCCCCCAGUUUGCCCCAUUGAUGUUUACAUUAGAAUGAUUUGUUUCCGAGCCAGAAUUUCACUGAUUAAAAUUAAAUUCUAGUGUGCCCCCCCCCCCCCCCCCCCCCCAAAAAAAAAAAAAAGCUGUGACCAUGCUGGGGUUUCAGUCAAGUCUGUGUCUUUGCUCCAAUUCGAAUACUUUGAUGUGUCGUGCUAUUCCGGAAUGUCACAGAAUGCAAUUCCCAAGUAGAUGCCUUAAACACGUGUCAAGUGGCCUGUGACCUGCGCAACAAUCACACACCGACUAAUGCUCAUGAGACCUGUCCAAAUCAGUUUCAAGACAGGCUCAAGCAAGCCUUUAGUAAAGUAUUUUAUACGUCGUAGAUUUGUAUAAAUGUAAAUAUGAUAUGCACAUCUGUCAUUUCCUGAGGUGGAGUAGUGUGUUCGAGAACCCCGUAGAGAAUGUUGAUAAUAGACAGGCCGCAGAAGCCUGGUGUUUUCUCGCACUAUUUAUGACCCAGUAGGCAAUUAUAGAGUCCAUUAGAAGUAAUAUCGCACUUAAAUAGCACAUAGGCAAUCGCUGUCCCCGCCCCCGUACAGUGUUUCAACCCAGCUCUAUCUCUCAGGCACAUUUCCAGGGCAUUAUUAAUUAGCAUGUUUGGGGUUUUUUUUAUAUAUAUUUUAAAAAAAACUUCUCUGUCAUAGAGAGCAGCUUAUCCGAUGCUGUUUUGACAACUUUUGCACUCUUUACCAACAAUCGUGAAAGGAUCGGAAGCGUCCCCGUAGGACAGUAGGUUCCGCCGCCCGCUCUCGUGGCGCAAGCAAAGGGACGAAAUAUUUACACAAUCCUCAAGUCAAGCUUUAUCUCUCCGUCUUCACCCAGAUUUCUUAUGCAGAAAAAAGUCACCCCAUUUUAUGUGCACUGUUCUCUCUCUCUCUCUUUUUUUUAUUUCAUAUUUCUUUCUCUUCACAAAAAAGUGCUUUGCAGCCGGUCUACGGGGGGGUCAAACUCUGCCUUGGCAGCUUGAGGGUUGUUGUGCGCGCGUGUUAAAUGUGUGAUGGAGUGCCUCUGACACGACGAGAUAAGAUGAGGGUCUUGAUGUUGAAAACUCUGCCGUCAGACGGGAGUUUGUACACUGUAAAAUUUCACAAGAGUUCUUCUCUUUAGCCCUUAUUUGUAAAUCUUCAGUUCAGGAGAACAUUAGUCAGUUCCAUUUUUGGAAAAAAAAAAAAGUGUUUUAGUUUUUUAGGUUUUUUUUUUUUCUUUUUUUUUCAAGUGUGAUUUUGAGUUGGAACUCUCCUGGUUUCCCCAAUUAAGAGAAUUUGUUGAGUUAAGAAGGGGGAAAUAUGUAUACAAUCUAUAAAUUUAAAAACGACAACAACAAUGAAGGGUUUUUUUGUUGUUAUUGUUAUUAUUUCUGAACAUUGUUAGCGCUUAGACAUUUUCUUUGGGAAACGUGCAUUGUUGUUUGAUUAGCGUGGCCAUAGCAAGUGUGAUGUGAUUUAUGCUUCCUUUAUUUUCCAUAUGGGUGAGAAUUCUUGUCCAACAAGAUGGCGGUGUGAUCAUUUUGUAGCAGCUGGGAGGUGAUUGUCACUAACUGGCAGGAAGGCUGCGGGUUGUACGGCAAAAUCCGCAUCAGAAACGUCCUUGGCGAAUGUGUUCGAUUUGUUUUUCAGUUGUUUAUUGCAAGACAUUUGGUGCUACGUCUCAUGUUUCAGAUCGUGCCAGCUGGUAUUAACGCAUCUGUGUGGUUCAAGGUGAAGCCCCGAUUUAAAGUUUUAUUCAUUUUGCACUUUCAACACAUUAUCGAGGCACUGUUAAAAAAAAAUAAAAAUAAACCAUCAUUUUGAAGUAACCAGCUGCUCAGACAUCUUGAGUUCAUUCAACUCAAGGACAAUAGUUGGUUCAACUUAGGUGAAAGUUUUUGCUCAAAGUGAUAAGUUGGACUAAUUUGCAAUUUACACAGUGUCAACAACGCCAAGCUCACAGUACUUAAAAUAAGAUGGUUAAAAAAAAGGUUAAUCCACACCAAAUAAAAAUUAAAUGAGAAUUCAAACACAAUCCAAGUUUCUCAUCUUUUGUCAACACAUAAUUUUAUGUUGAACAGAUGAUUAAUUUAAGUACACUGAAUUUGAGGUUGUGAGUUGAAUUGAGUUGACAUGAAAAAAAUAACAACUUUCAGCAGGAUAACAAACCCUAAAAGAUGAAAAUCAACUGAGAUUGUGAACCGCGAUCCAAGUUUUCAGCUUGCUGAAUGCAUAGUUUUAUGUUAAAAAGGCUCUUUUAAGUGUGUUGAACUUGAAAUUGUACAACACAUGCCAUCGAAAACGAAAAAUGUCCACCUAUAAAACAAAAAGCACCAAAUUAAAAACCAGAAAGAAUAUGAAAUACUAUAUUCAGUAUGUAGUGAACACAUUUAAAUACCUGAUAUUUUAAGUUUGUUUAUCCUUUUAAGUAUUUUGAACUUGAGAUUGUAUGUUUAGUUGAUUUCAGUUUCCACAUAAAAAAAAAAAAAAAAUCAUCCUUUAGCAGGGCAACAAAUGCCAUCAGAUAAAAAAAUAAAAAAAAUCAGAUAAUAUGAAAUACUAUCCUGGUUUUUCACCUUAACACACAAUUUCAUGUUUGCCAAAUGUAGUAUUUUAAGUACACUGAGCUUGAGAUUGUGAAUUGACUUAACUUGAGCUUUAAAGAUUGUUGAACCCAUCACUUUGAGUGAAAUUUUUACAUUUUCUCAACUUUUUUUUUGUACUGUGCCUGAUGUGUUGUUGGAUUUUUUUUUUUUUUUUUUUUCACACUACAAACAAACAAAAAAUAAGUGUUACAUUGCAGUGAUUGAGAAUCAGGUGCUGUACCUUCCACCUGGUGGAUUUUGGGUACAUGUGCAGUCUGUUAAUAAGCUUGCAGAGCCUCACAGUGAUCUUAUUUUAGUAUUACAGCAUUGAUUGAGAACAAGGCAACUUUAUGCAAAGAGGAGCUGUGACACUCACGCAUGUGUAUUCUUGUGAUUACUACUACUUUUUUUUAACUGAAUGUCACAUGUUGUGUUCAUGCAGUGUGCAUGUGGACAAACCAUUUUCCAGAACGUCUUUUUUUUUUUUUUUUUUUUACCCAACAUGAGCAAUAUCGACCUGUGCGUUGGCUCGCUGCUGUCGUCACUUGGCAUCAGGUUUAACGUGAAAAA